This is a messenger RNA of Procambarus clarkii (red swamp crayfish), 2834 nucleotides long. RefSeq names its product ubiquitin domain-containing protein 2. Gene Ontology annotation, molecular function: protein binding. Lineage: Eukaryota; Metazoa; Arthropoda; Malacostraca; Decapoda; Cambaridae. The record is from RefSeq and is a predicted model, not a curated record.
AAAUGUACCCAAAUGACGCGAGAGCAAGCAUUACUGGUCAUCUGUCAAAUGGUCGGGUGGACCGGGUAGGAAGAUGCCAGUGUGGUGGAUGUCCGGCGGCCUGAGUGAGGACUGGCCAGUAUGGGGGGGUGUGUAGGCACGGCCAGGGAAGGCUCGGCCUCCAGCCGCACGUCUUCUGGCCAGGGAUCCACUCCUGUCAGAGGUGGUACAUCAAUAGGAAAGAAUGUUCCUUUGCGGCACGAGAGGAUCAGAUGGAAGUCCGACAUGCCACUGACGGAGGGCCAGGUACGGAGCAAGCGGGACGAGUUUUGGGACACGGCUCCUGCCUUUGAGGGUCGUCAAGAGAUAUGGGACGCUCUCAAAGCAGCAGCACUGGCCAUUGAGAAUCAAGACUAUGACUUAGCGCAAGCUAUUAUUGAUGGAGCAAAUAUAACACUUCCUAACGGUGCCUUGACUGAUUGCUACGAUGAGCUGGGAACAAGGUAUCAGCUACCUGUUUAUUGCUUGUCCUACCCACUCAACAUCCUUCAACGAUCACCUGAUAAAGACGGUGAAAAUGAAGCAGAAGCAAGCGUGGAAGGAGAAGAGACUGUUCUUAAAGUGCGACUGUCCACUACCAGUAAAGAUGUGAAGCUGACUGUACGCUCAACAGAUUCCAUUGCCACAUCAAAAAGAAAACUUGAUAUUCAAGAGAGCCUGAAUGGUAGCCGUCAGCGUUGGUUUUAUGGUGGAAAACUGCUUGGUGACCGCUUGCUUGUGUGUGAGUGCAAUAUCGUACAUAAUUAUAUCGUCCAAGCCAUUAUUUCCGAGGACUUUAUAACAACUGUUGAUAGUUGAGGAUCUGAGGAGGAUUAUAAUUACAUAAUGUUGGGGAAAUGUUAUAUAUGUGAUAAUUGACGUGUCAUAACUAGUGAGUGAAUGAAGUCGGUGUGAUGCUCAUGGAUUAUUUUAUGGGAUAAUUUUAUUGUGGAAUUUUUUACCAAUCAGCUGAGGUAGUGCUAAAACUUAUCAUGAUUUAGUAUUAUAGUACUCUAAGCUGAGGAUAUACUUUUGACUGGUGAUGAAGCUUUGAUUUAAACAUUUAUAUUUCUUUAAUCUUGUGUUGGUAUAGUUUCCAACUUUGCCACUAGAAUGAUAGUGUAGAUUAUUAAGUUAUUCAAAUAUAAAUUGAAGGAUACAGAUUGUGUACAACAUUUGACAGUGAUUGUAAUGUGGCAACUGAUGUUCAAAGUUGUUGUUUUUGUAGGAAUUACUAAAAUGAACUUUGGUAGGAAUUAAGGCAUCCAAAGUGAUACUAAAUUAUUUAGUUAAAAAUAUUUAUGGUAAAAUGUAAAUUACCAAGUCAGUUUAUUUUCAUUGUCUAGAAAGUCAAGGAAAUUUAAGCACUGCGAGUUAUUUUACGAUUUGACACUAUGAACAUACAUUUUGUUCUUAGUUUUAACAAAAAAUAUGGACACAAAUUUUUCACCGAAUUACUUGUUAAGUUAUUUAUAGUGAUUUUUACAUGUGCUCACUUUAGGUUAGGUUUACAGUAUUUUAUUGUAUAAACACUGGUGAGCUUUGUGUGUCCAGCGUGAUAGGCCUUCCAGGUCACUUAUUUUGUAUUCUGGACGGAAUCUUGAUGCAAAGUGCAGCAUUUUAUCGUAGUGAAAUAGUUUUAUAAUUUGACCGGUGCAGGUUCUAUUUGCCCUGAAUCGCGUGUUGUUUAAUUUACUGAGCCAAGAUCUCUUGACUAUGUCAUACUUUUUGUGGCAUUAAAACUUAGGAAAUUAUUAAGUAGUUUUAGUGUUGUAAUGCACUAAAUUGGUUCAUCUUUGGAAGAGGUUUACUUUGUAGCUCAGCUUAUUGGUUUCUGUAUAUGAAUUGCUUGUCAGCAAUAGCAUUUAUAACAUUGGAAUCAUUCAGUGGUAUCUUAAAACUUAAGUAUUUAUCAAUUAUUAAUCAUCAUAGAUCUUGUAUUUAUCUAUACUUAUCACUGAAAAUUUAUCAACAGCUCAAAAUGCAUUUAUAUAUACAGUACUGUACUUCAAUUGUGAGUGAGGUAACAUGUGGGUGGGAUAACGAAUAGUUCUUGUUCAUGGAGCAGGAGGAAACUUGAGCAAGAUUGUUUUGAUUAGUAAGCCUCCAGAUUUUUCUUGAAUAUUCAUGUAUUUGGCAGAAAUAUCCUGCAUUUGUGUAUCUUAUCAUAGCAUGAGUUGUGGAAAAGUUGAAUAAUGUGCACAAAUCGAGACAAAAAGUAUCAUUAGUAUCAUCUGAACAUAAUUUGUUUCAGAAUGUAAUGCACUGUUGGCAUAGAUUUAAUUUAAACUGUGAUGUCUUCAGUAAUAAGUUGUGUUUGUUUUUUUAAGCAUUGUGGAAUAGAGUAGCAUAAAGGCAGGAAAUUCUACUGAGGGGGGUGGGGGGGGGAUUUAGAGUUAAUCACUAGCACUUUAAGUGGAUUGAUCAGAGACUAAGUUGCAGCUAACCUUUAUGCAGAAGAAAAUUCUAUUAACAUCUCGUUUUGAUAGUGGGAGUGUAGUACACAGUGAUGAUAAUACGUGUAUAUAGAAACCCCAAGAUGAAAGUAGACUUUAUUUGUAGAUAUUAUUAUAUGCUGAUAGUCUACUCUCAUCUUUGUGUAUCUAUAUUAUUUUGUUUUUAAAAGCUGUUUUCGUACACUUGUAGUUUUGUGGAUCACAUUAUUGUCACGAUGCAAGCCAACUUCUCGAGCUGCUUGGGUUUAGAUGUUAUUAAAUAUAUUUGUUUAUAGCUUGGUAGAACAGAGGACUUAAUUUGGAUGAGUUAAAUGCACAAGUUUUUAAAUUUACUUUAUUAAAUAGUGCAAGUAUUUUCGA